Molecule: messenger RNA, 1903 nt
Organism: Ogataea polymorpha
Lineage: Eukaryota; Fungi; Ascomycota; Pichiomycetes; Pichiales; Pichiaceae
Exons: 1
Cellular component (GO): membrane
Source: RefSeq, a predicted model, not a curated record
AUGUUUGAAGUGGCCCCUCCCGAUUAUCAGAAAUUUAUUGUUUCGCUGCUGCUGGCGUUGGCCGUGCUCCUGGUCACGUCGGUGCUGUUCAACCGCAAACGCAUUUUCAAUGCUUCGAGGCCCGUGUUUGUCAUCUCGGGGCCGAAAUCUAGCGGCAAAACCAACCUGUUUGAGCUGCUCACGAAGGGCGACCUACCCGUGCUGACCGUGAGCUCUGUCGAGCCCAACAGUGCCACGCUCAAUCUUGGUGACCAGAUCGGAUCUUACGACGUGUACGAUUUCCCCGGUAACGAGAAACUCAAGUCGCUGUAUCUGUAUCCGUUCCUCAAGAAGAACCUCUCUUGUGUGAAGGGAAUCAUUUACAUGAUCGACGCGUCGCAGUUUUCUAGCGAGUACUGUACAGAGGUCGCGCAGGAUCUGAUUAGACUGUACGAAAUCACGGAGAGUGUGCCGAAUGGAAUCGAUUUCCAGCUGUUCUGCAACAAAUGCGACCUGUUCACGUCGAAAAAAUGGACCACCAUCAAGUCGCUGCUUGAGUCAGAAAUCGCGCAACUCCGCAAGCGCCAGAUCCUCAACCUCUCGCAGAUAUCUGCCAAAGAUGGCCAGUCCGACGAGGCCAUCGUACAACAGCUAGCGUCAAGCUUCAGAGAUGGGAAAUUCCAGUUCGAGCUGCUUGAAGGCAACACAGAGUUUGGCCAGGGCAACGUUCACAAAAACAAGAUCGAGAUGGUCACCAAUUGGCUGCACGAAAAGGCCAUCAAUUAAACACUGGCUGUGCAACAGCAGACUGGAUUAAUUUUUCUCUUCCGGCUGUGCUCGAUAUUUACUACCUGUUCAAAAUAUGUGGAACGAGGUAUUGGGCGUCUGUCUUUUGGUCGUUGUCCACGCGAUAAACUUCCAGGUGGCAGAGCGGCUCGUCCACCGAAUUGUUUUUCCCUAUAUCUGCUCUUCAACCGGCAUUUUCCAGUCCUCACAGUCCUUGCAAGAGACUCUGAGCAAAGACCUGGAAAAGAUCCUCCAGAAACCCGUCCAGUUGAACCCAAAUGUCGAACAGAGAUUCAUCAAGCCCCUGUUGGAGCCCAAAAUAACCAACCCGGAGAAUAGGGUCAUCAAAAAAGCGGCACAGGUGCUUUUCAAUGUGUCUAUCUCUUUCUCUCUACAAAUAAUUGGCCUGGUGCUGUUUGAAAUUAUCGAUUUGGGAAACUCUGCCGCUCGCCUGUGGGACUGGGAAUUCACGCUGUCGGUGCUGAUUUUUCUGUUAACGUACGUGAACCCAAGUGUGCUGCUUUUCAUGGCCGUCUCCCGUCUGCCUCUUGUCUCUCGCGUGGCCCGACUAUUGAGCACGAAACACAAGGGACUGGUUUUCCUGUUUGUGUUCAUAACGUGGGCUCUGGUUUUCCGGACAUUCAACAUCUUAGCCACAGCAGCGUCCCAGAUGGAGAGCUAUUCGCUUUUCUUCUCAAACUCGUUGAUAGAGGUCACCAUGUUGGGUGUGACCUGUCUCGCAGCCCUGAACGGCAUUGGAUCUGUGUCCUCUUUGUACUACUCCUUCAUUAAGAAACACAAACGUGUGCGAAAGACAGACGUUGCUAGAAGCGUUGAGACGUUGCGCACGACAACAGAACUGAUUCACACCAGAACCACCGAGCUAGCACAGUCGCCCUCCAAUUCGGACUUGAAAAACGAGCUUGGGGCCUUGAACCAGAUGAAGCGCGAGCUGCUGCAGGACCUCUCAGUCUUGGUUGCUAAUUACCGUUCCCAGCAGUAUGUGGCCUCACUCCGAGGCAAGGUCUCCAAAUGGCUCAACGUUCUCUUUUCGCUCUACUGUCUGUAUAAAAUUGUCAACAUCAUGGUCAUCCGGCUGCCAAUAAUAUAUUUUGAGGAAUUCGGACUCAAAUCCCCC